Molecule: messenger RNA, 2205 nt
Organism: Yamadazyma jaroonii
Lineage: Eukaryota; Fungi; Ascomycota; Pichiomycetes; Serinales; Debaryomycetaceae
Source: the annotation of a GenBank genome assembly
AUGGUGGAAUAUAUUGGAACUCAAGUUAAUGUUCCGGGUACUAGAGGGAAAGGGAUUUUGCGAUAUCAUGGAUCAAUUCAUGGUAAAAAAGGUAUAUUUGCAGGUAUUGAAUUACUUGGACCAAUUGCUUUAACUAGAGGUAAAAAUAAUGGUGAUGUAGAAGGAUAUCAAUAUUUUAAUGUUCAACAAUCAAUGUCUGGAUUGUUCUUACCUUUUGAGAGGUUAAAGUCAGUAAAUCCACAAUUACAAUUUACUAAAGAUAUGAUUAAUGAUAUUGAUCACAAUGUGAUUUCACUUAAUAAUAACGUGUUUAAUGAUGGGGAGCUGACUGAUCAUAUGUUAUUUUCUCCUACACCAAGUUUUACUACGUUGAAUAGUGAACAAACCAAUAUUCCUCGACCUUAUUCAGCUGAUUUAACCAAAUCUCGUUUUAAUUCACCAAUUUUACAUUCCGCUUCUUCAUCUUCAACAUUAAAUGUUAUUAAACGUGAUGAAAGAUCAAGAACUUCAUCUAUAAGCUCAUUCAAUAAGAGUCCUGUAUUAAAUUCGGCUUUUAGAAGUUUUUCCAAUAAUGAUAGUAGACUUUAUAAGAGAUCAAGUGGUAAUAAUGUUUCAUAUUUAGAACAAGAAUUAUAUGAUCUUCGAACCAAAUAUGAAAAGAGUGAAAGGGAAAUGCUGGAGAAAAUGUCAAUUUUGAAUGAUUUAAGAGAAACCGUCCAAGACUUACAACCGAUUUUAAAACAAUAUGAAAAUGAAUUGAAUGAAAAGGAUAAGAAAAUUUCCAAAAUCAAAAAUGAAUUCGAAUCUGCUAGAGAGGAUUGGAGACAAAAUCUUGAUAUUAUGGUGAAUACUUAUGAAGCUAAUGAAAACUUUUAUGAAUCAAAGAUCAAAGAAUUACAAUUGAAGUUAAGUGAGAAUAACUCCAUUGAUAAUAGUAAAAUUAAUGACUUACAAGUUAAAUAUGAUGAAUUAGUUAAUGAAAAAAGUGAUUUAGAAUUGAAAUUCAACAGCAGAAUCAAAGAAUUACAAUCUGUUAAGGAUAAUGAUACUGAUGAAAUUGAAAUCGUCAAAUCCCUUAAUAAUAAAAUAUCUGAUCAACAGAAUGAAAUUGAAACUUUAUCUAAUCAAUUAGUGGAAAUAUCAAAAUUUCCUAAAGAUGAACCUAAAAUCUCAGAAAAUGAAUUCAAUGAAUUACAAUCAUUAGUAGAAAAGUUAAUCAAAGAGAAUGAUGAUUUGAAAAGAGAUUUAGAAAGAAGACAUUCUUUUGAGAAGCUUGAAGAUAAAAACACUGAAAUUAAUAAAUUACAUGAUGAUAUUCAACAUUUGAAUGAUAAAUUAAAUUCCAAGAGUAAAGAAAUUGAAACUCUUGAAGAUGAUUUGGAUAUGAAAGUUCAACAAAUUAAUGAAUUGAAUAGUAAAUUAGACAAUCAAAUUCCAACUAAAGAGAAGGAUUCGGAAGACGAAUCUGAUAAACUCAAAGAACUUCAAGAAGACAUGUUCUUCAAAGAUCAAGAAAUCAAAGCUUUACAACAACAACUUGAUAAAUUAAAUACCAAUUUAGCCACUCAGAAACAGACCAUCAAAGACUUACAAGCCAAAAAUACCCAAUCAGUUGAUUCAGUGAAUUCAGUUGAUUCGGCUGAUUCAGCUGAUUUUCCUGACCCAGAAGAACUUUCACGUCUCAAAACUCAAAAUGAACUCCUACAAGCCCAAUACAUUGAAAAAGAUAACAUAAUCAAAGAAUUGGAAAGAAAAUUACAAGAAUCCAUCAGUAAUGAACUUGAUACUUUAAACAUCAACGAUGCUGCAGCUAUCAAUGAAAUCACUUUCAUCAAAGAAAUCGAAAUCAUGAAAAAGGAAUUAGAUAGCAGACCUACCAUUGAAGAGUUAACUGAAUUACAAGAUAACAUCGAUGAAAUGGUUAGGUUACAUAAUAAUGAAAUCUUCUUCAAAGAUGAAGAAAUGCAAAAAGUUUUGAAAGAAAACUCCAAAUUACAAUUUAGAUUAGAUAAGAUCUUAGAAGGUUCUAUAACUAACCGAUUUAGUACUGCUAGUCAUGAAAGCAAUUCCAUCAAUAGUGAUUUACCAAUCUAUAAACCAGAAAUUGAUUUGGAUCCUAGUGAUGGUAAAGAUAAUUGGUGUGGAUUAUGUGAACGUGAUGGUCAUAGUAGUGUGAAUUGCCCUUACGAGAAUGAUAUCUUCUAA